AUGACCACCAUUGACCCUAAAGCAAUUGAUCGUCACCAGCGCUACGUUGAGGAACGAGCGCGAGCCUCAUACAUUGCUUCAAUUGCUCAACCGGAAGCUUCUUUCGAUGUUUCAGUCGCCGCCCAAGUACAGACCCCUGAGGAUAAAGAUUACGCAAUUUUGAACAAGCGACUGCAAUGGCAAAUGGAUCACCAACUACGUGGCCUCACGUACAAACCAAUUGAUCUAGCUACUGCAAAGCUGAUGGUUUUCACCGAUGGUUCUUUCGCAAACAACAAGGACUUAUCCUCCCAACUAGGAUUCGUCAUUGCCCUCGUUAACGAGACAAACCACAAAGAAAAACAGUUCGAGAUUAGUGGUAACAUCGUACACUGGAGUUCAACAAAGUGCAAACGUGUUACCCGUAGCGUCCUAGCAUCAGAGAUCUACGGUAUGGCCAACGGAUUCGACAUAGGCAUCUCCUUGCGAUGA
Molecule: messenger RNA, 471 nt
Organism: Hirsutella rhossiliensis
Lineage: Eukaryota; Fungi; Ascomycota; Sordariomycetes; Hypocreales; Ophiocordycipitaceae
Product: polyprotein
Exons: 1
Coding region: 1-471 (156 amino acids)
Source: RefSeq, a predicted model, not a curated record